This is a messenger RNA of Fusarium venenatum, 282 nucleotides long. RefSeq lists its product as uncharacterized. The record is from RefSeq and is a predicted model, not a curated record. Lineage: Eukaryota; Fungi; Ascomycota; Sordariomycetes; Hypocreales; Nectriaceae.
AUGACAACAAAUUCAUUCGGAUCAGCUCUUCCCCGCUUUGACUUCCACCAGCCCCCAGCUCCCAGACUCACAGCGAGACUGGCCCGCUCAUUACCCACUGCAGCGCUCGUCACAACAGCAGCAGCUGCAUACGGGCUCACAUAUUAUGUCCUCAGACAGCAAUACACAAUGGCCAAGGCUCAACACAAUCGAGCUGUGGAAACAUUAAACGAAAUGAAAGAGCGUGGGAAUAAAACGGACGAGUGGGUGAAAAACGAUGCAUUAUGGUGGACGGCAUUUUGA